Cuscuta campestris is the source of this 2373-nucleotide messenger RNA. Lineage: Eukaryota; Viridiplantae; Streptophyta; Magnoliopsida; Solanales; Convolvulaceae. The record is from the annotation of a GenBank genome assembly.
AAGCAUAUACACUCUAGGUAUAAAAACAGCAUUGCAAACAAUAAAAAAUUGUGAAGAAUUAGGUGGCAUAGGUUAGAUUUUUUUAGCAAAUUCAGCACACAAUGCUCACAGAUUAGACCNUCCUUAAUCUUAAAAGAAGGUCGUUGUCAGGGGAGCAGGAUACCAAUUGAGGUCGGCAGUUGACCUCCUAUUGACGGUGUUGUGAGAUAUCCACCUGAUUUCAAUACCCAUGAUUUGUAUUCCCAAAUCAAAUUGCCAUCGCUGGAUUGCAUGAGCCUCUCGUUGAGACCUUCAUCGACAAACGACUGGUGUCGAGAUAGGGUGUGUCGAGUAUUAUCUAAGAGAUGGAAGAGAUGCAGAGAUGCUGGGCGGAGAAGAUGGAAUUCAUACGGAAACAGCAAUUAGGGUAAGAUUCGAGAGGAGGAAGAAUAACAAACAAGAAGACGGGGAUGGGCGCAUUCUCACAUUUAUUCAGAGCUCUUCAUACCAAUCCUUCAAACUAUUCUAAACUUGCUGUUCUCUUCUCCGUCAGUGGAGGUCUGAUUGCAUAUGCAGACUCCAAUCCAAAGAGUGAGACAAAGGCGGUGGAACAUAUUGAGUCAGUCGAACCAAAGAAGAAAAAAGUGUUGGUGUUAGGGACAGGAUGGGGUGGCACUAGUUUCCUAAAGGAUUUGGACAUUUCAUCCUAUGAUGUUCAAGUGGUCUCGCCUCGAAACUACUUUGCCUUUACUCCAUUGUUACCUAGUGUCACAUGUGGUACCGUUGAGGCAAGAAGCAUAGUUGAACCAAUACGCAACAUAAUAAAGAAGAGAAAGGGAGAAAUUAAAUUUUGGGAAGCAGAGUGCUUGAAGAUUGAUGCAAAGGGAAAGAGAGUGCAUUGUCGUUCUCUCAUUGAUGAAAAUUUAGUUGGGAAGAAUGAUUUCUCAUUAGAUUAUGACUAUCUGGUUGUAGCCGUUGGAGCAAGAGUCAACACUUUUAACACCCCCGGCGUUCUGGAGAACUGCCAUUUUCUGAAGGAAGUAGAAGAUGCUCAAAGUAUUCGUCGAGCUGUGAUUGAUUGCUUUGAAAAGGCAGUGCUUCCAGAGUUGAGUGAAGAGGAGAGGAGAACCAACCUCCAUUUUGUCAUAGUAGGGGGCGGUCCAACUGGGAUAGAAUUCGCUGCAGAGUUACAUGACUUUGUUCACGAAGAUUUAGUGAAAAUAUACCCAUCUGUGAAAGAUCUUGUGAGAAUCACCAUUAUCCAAUCCGGAGACCAUAUUCUGAACACGUUUGAUGAAAGAAUCAGUUCCUUUGCUGAGCAGAAGUUUCAAAGAGAUGGAAUUGAGGUUUUGACAGGAUGCCGAGUGGUUAGUGUUACUGAUAAACUCAUUAACAUGAAAUUAAAAGCUACCGGAGAAAAUGUUCCGGUGCCACAUGGAAUGAUUGUGUGGUCAACUGGUGUUGGUACUCGCCCGGUUGUUGCAGAUUUCAUGGAACAAAUUGGUCAGACCAACCGGCGUGCACUUGCAACUGAUGAGUGGUUAAGAGUCAAAGGCUGUGAGAGUGUGUAUGCUCUCGGUGAUUGUGCCACUGUAGAUCAACGCAAAAUAAUGGAAGACAUUACGACCAUUUUCAAAGCAGCAGACAAAGACAAUUCGGGCACCUUAACGAACAAAGAAUUUGAAGACGUUAUUGAAGAUAUCAUCAUUAGGUACCCUCAAGUUGAACUGUAUGUGAAGAACAAACACCUGCUUGAAGUAGUGGACUUGCUACAAGACGAUGAAGGGAACAAACAAGGCGAGAUAGAUAUUGAGGGGUUCAAGUUAGCCCUCUCUCACGUCGAUUCACAGAUGAAGAGUCUUCCUGCAACUGCUCAGGUGGCUGCACAACAAGGUGCAUACCUAUCGAGGUGCUUUAACCGUUGGGAACACUGUAAAAACAACCCAGAAGGCCCUCGCCGUUUCAGAAGUUCUGGGCGCCAUGAGUUUCUCCCUUUCAGGUAUAGGCAUUUUGGUCAAUUUGCCCCCUUGGGCGGGGAGCAAGCAGCAGCAGAGCUUCCUGGGGACUGGGUUUCCAUGGGCCGCAGCACGCAGUGGCUCUGGUACUCUGUGUACGCGAGCAAACAGGUGAGCUGGCGCACGCGUGUCCUCGUUGUUGCUGACUGGACACGGAGAUUCGUCUUUGGGCGGGAUUCUAGCCGCAUUUGAUGCUGCCAAUCCAAGUCACCUUAUAUCAGCUUUUAUUGUUGUUUUUUUUACAACCUUAAAGUAGGCUGCUUCUUGUGACAGAAAGCAAAUGUUUGAGUUGAAGAAUGGAGACUAUAAGCAGAGUAGCUACACUUUUUCAAACUCAGCAUACAACUGUAAAGCCAAAGAAUAUAUAUUUUGACCAUUA